Molecule: messenger RNA, 2042 nt
Organism: Poecilia reticulata (guppy)
Lineage: Eukaryota; Metazoa; Chordata; Actinopteri; Cyprinodontiformes; Poeciliidae
Product: allantoinase, mitochondrial
Biological process (GO): allantoin catabolic process; purine nucleobase catabolic process
Cellular component (GO): cytoplasm
Molecular function (GO): cobalt ion binding; zinc ion binding; allantoinase activity
Source: RefSeq, a predicted model, not a curated record
UGAUUUUUUUUUUUUUUUAGACUUUUCUGCAUGGUGCCAGAUUUUUGCUCUCAUAAAGUCCAAAGAAUGUUGCCCCAGAAUUCUUGUUCAUUCUGAAACAACAAAAACAACAACAAUACGAUUACAUCAUGUAGUCGUAUUGUUUUUUUUUUUGUUGUUGUUUUUUUGUUAAAGACUUUAUAAUGGCAACACUUUUAACAUAAUCACUCUUUUUGUAAUUGUUCCAUUAUAAACUUUAACAAUUACCAUAACUGAAGUCUGCAUAGUGGAAACUGCAUAAAACAUAAGACCAAAGAGGCCAGAAUGCACAAACUUAAAGAAAACACUAUUUUAUAGGAACUUUGUUGAAGACUGAAGUUUAGCUCACUUAAAAAAAAAAACUACCACUAAGAAAUAUUAUUAUUCACCAAUGGGGCCUUUUUGCCCUGUUGUGCAUAUGAUUCAGCAUGUUGCAUUGCUAAAGAAAGCAAAAAAAGUCAACAAAAGCUUUAUCCUUUGCCCCGUACAGCAGGAGGCGGUGCCUCUGCUCUGAGCCACUGAAAUGCUGAGAUUAUAUCUAGAUCACAAAGGCAGAGCUCAGAAACUCUUUCUGUUCUCUUUUACUCUCAGUAAAAACAGACAUGGAGCUCGGAUCAGUGGUUAGUGCUGUCAGAAGCAAUAGAGUGCUGCUUGGUAAUGAAGUGAGUCCAGCUGUCAUAAUAAUUAAAGAUGGUAAAAUCCACCAAAUACUCUCUAGCUGCAACUUUACUGUGGAUGUUGGCUGUGAGGUGCUGGAUGUGGGGGACAGCGUGGUGAUGCCAGGCGUCGUAGACUGCCACGUUCACGUGAACGAGCCGGGCCGCACCUCGUGGGAGAGCUUCUGGACGGCCACUAGGGCCGCUGCGGCGGGAGGAGUGACCACUGUUGUAGACAUGCCCUUAAACAACGUCCCUCCAACCACAACGCUCAGAAACUUUGAAGAAAAGCUGCAGGAGGCGACGGGGAAGUGCUUUGUGGACGUAGCCUUCUGGGGAGGAGUUGUUCCUGGAAAUCAGCGUGAACUUCGGCCCAUGAUCAAGGCAGGCAUUGCUGGGUUCAAGUGUUUCCUCAUCCACAGCGGUGUUGAUGAGUUUCCCCAUGUGGCUGAAUUCGACCUCCACACGGCCAUGAAGCAGCUCCAGGGAACAGGAAGCGUUCUGCUGUUUCACGCAGAGAUGGAUGUUCAACCAACAAUGGGGAACAACGCUGAUGAGUCAGACCCUUGCCAGUACGACACCUUCCUGCGGUCCCGGCCCGAUGUCAUGGAGGUAGAAGCUAUUCGGACCGUUACAGAACUCUGUCUGCAAUACUGGGUGCGAUGCCACAUUGUUCACUUGUCAUCUGCAAAGGCCCUUAAGCUGAUCCAGAAAGCUCGGCAAGCUGGGGCCCCCCUAACGGUGGAGACCACCCAUCAUUACCUCAACCUGUGUGCAGAAACCAUUCCUGCGGGAGCCACACAGUUUAAGUGCUGCCCUCCCAUCCGAGGCUCUGCUAACCAGGAGCAGCUGUGGUCUGCGCUGAAAACUGGACAGAUUGACAUGGUGGUGUCUGACCACUCCCCCUGCACCCCCGAUCUUAAGAAACUGGAGAGCGGGGACUUCACGCAGGCAUGGGGAGGGAUUUCAUCCUUACAAUUUGGUUUGCCUCUGUUCUGGACUUCAGCCAGUAAGAGAGACUUUCAACUGGCUGAUGCGGUGAGGCUCCUCAGCAGAAACACAGCCCAACUGAGCAGCCUGGGCAGCCUGAAGGGCAGCCUGGCCCCUGGCUUUGAUGCCGACUUGGUCAUUUGGGAUCCAGAGACGGGCUUUCAGAUUGAAGAAGCAAGCAUUCACCACAAGAACAAGAUGACCCCGUACCUCGGCUCCACGCUGCAGGGAGUGGUGCGUGCGACCGUCCUGAGGGGCCGGCUGGUGUACAGAGAUGGCAGCUUCUGCCCUGAACCUCUGGGAAAGCAUCUCCUCAUCUCCCAGAGGACGGGUCAAGCACAACCGUAGCAAACACAAACAAUAAAAACUCAGUCCAUU